This is a messenger RNA of Frieseomelitta varia, 1383 nucleotides long. RefSeq lists its product as uncharacterized. The transcript has 4 exons. NCBI's taxonomy places the organism in Eukaryota, Metazoa, Arthropoda, Insecta, Hymenoptera, Apidae. Bases 207 to 1049 code for a protein of 280 amino acids. The record is from RefSeq and is a predicted model, not a curated record.
UUUCUCUGUCAGAAACUUGUUUCGUCACAUAAAGAAAAAAAGAGAAAGUCGAAAAAUCUUUUAGUAUGUAAAUAGAUACGUACUUACACGGUGUAUACAUUUCCUGUGACGGACAAGACUUCGCUCUUAGGACAAGUAGCAUUAUAGGAUAUAAAAGGAACUCCAACUGCGUAUUGUCGUUUUAGUUCCUCCGAAAACGUUGCAGGAUGUUAGCUACUGUCGCAGAUAUUCUUUUUCUUUACUUGGUAACGCUUGCCUGUAUGACCAGUGGUAUAUUGACAACAGAAGUUCCUCGGAAUAUCCAACCAGUAACAAAUUUACAACCUCCAUCCCUUAGUUAUCUUCCAACUGUGAACACUGUGUUUCCAAAACUUUCUCAACACGCUGUUUUCACUGACCAAGCUUUGGACAAUGGGUUAGAAGAUGUCCGGGCUUCAGGUAGAAGCUCUGCCGAAAGACAAAUACAAUCUGGAUAUUCAUACCUGAAACCACUAUUGAUUCAUCUCAAGUUACCAUUCAAAGAUCAGACGAUAAAAUCAAUCAGCAGUGACAAGCAAAGAUCGUCGAACGAAGAGGAAAGCUCCGGGACAAAAGCAACGACGAGGGCAAGUAAAUCAUCGGGGCCAAGCAACAGAACAACGCUGCAAUCCGUGGUCGGAUAUCACCCCCACGUUCCACGGCGUUCGGCAUAUCAAGUCGUGGAAGAGCUCGAUGAAUACCUAACGGACAAUUCGGAUCAUGCAGGAUUGCCCUAUCGUGGGAAAGCUCAGGCAACGAAUCCCCAUCGUGAUUCGCAAGACAUAACGACGGCCAUCAAAGCUCUCGAUCACUUCCUGAGCGGGGUUCUAAACGAUGAUAGUUACAACAGCGAGCUACAUCCACCGCCCAAUCCUGUUUUAGCCCUCGUCCUGUCUCGAUACGGGCGAUACGUGCCUCGAGCACGAAAUCCUCGCGUGUACGCGCACAUGGCCGUAAACAAUAUACACAACAACAAACCUUUUGGUAGUUACAAGCUGGAAUGCGAAGAGCUGCCCACCUACGCUCGAUGAUAAUAUCGACAGACGUUCCUCAGUUCUCGCUUACGGGAAAAAAAAUCUUACCUGUUGGACACUCUUGGAUCAUGUGCAACUCCUAUUAACUCCUCGAUCGCUAAACAUGAUUGAGAGUGUUGUAAUUUCGUAAGAUCGAUCUGGGCACACUUCGAAGCUUGAAGUCUUUAUUUUUGCAAGCGGUGCAAAUUCAUAAAGGAACUGAGAUGUAUUACAAUGGAGCUAUGUUUGAAUUAAUAAAUUUUCAAAUGAUGGAACAACUAGUUUUCAUAGCAAAGCAACAUUUGAUUGUCGAAUCAAUUUAUUUAAGAAUGUUACAUAUUUUUUGACUGAA